Strongylus vulgaris is the source of this 969-nucleotide messenger RNA. The record is from the annotation of a GenBank genome assembly. Lineage: Eukaryota; Metazoa; Nematoda; Chromadorea; Rhabditida; Strongylidae.
AUGGACACCCAGUUAAGCAUCAAAACCUUACUGACCGCUGCUCGACUUCUAGACGGAGGUCGUGAAGUGAACACCCUCAUACAACCCCAUCCAACUAUGCAAGACGUGCCCGCCGGCACAAUUCCGUCAUCACUUGCCGUGCAACCUCUAUAUGCUGAUUCCAUGGAACCAGAACUCAGGGUCAUUAUCUCAAGGAAGAUGCGCGUUGAACGGAAGCUAUGUUCCGCAUCAACAAGCGCACAACCAUACUGCUCCUCUUCCCCGUCACGGAAAAACUCAUCGAAACACAGCCGGGCCGCCCAUAAUGAAUUGGAGAAAACUCGCCGAGCAAAUCUUCGAGGAUGUUUGGAGACGCUGAAAACUCUCGUACCACCGCUUGGCGAUGCGUCCCGUAAUACAACGCUUGCAUUGCUGACGCGUGCCCGUGACCACAUCAAGGUGAGAUACACUUACACAGACACACGUAAAACGGGCUAUGGGCUGAUGAGAGCAGAUGGGGUUACGUCCGAACUCGCGCCAACACACUUGAUUCCGUUCUCUGCCGGUGUUUUGUUGGAUGUUGCUUACGUCAGACGAGUGCUUGACAGUUUCGAAGGGUAUUCCCCAUCGUCAAAACCGGCCCAAUCUCCUCAGCCUAUUAUUAUUGACCCGAUGGCAGAAGGCUUACUCCCAGCGUUGCCGAUAUGCUAUCCGCGGCCAUCGCUCUAUCCCUACCUCGAUCUCACACCUUCUCAUUCAUGUGCCUCUACUACUCUACACUGGCCCACAUCAGUAGACGAAGACAAAGAGGGAGGGAGAGAUAUCUCUGCACACACACAGCAGCAGCAGAUGAUUACAUAUGAGAAUCCCGAAAACAUGUGCGAUUCAGGACAGCAUCGGUCGCGGAUGUCUGCAGCCACGUGCAUUUCAUCAUGCACGUUAUGUUGUGUUCCGUGCUGCCAUCAGCAGCGAUACGGCUUGUUUAUGUAA